This is a messenger RNA of Linum tenue, 1351 nucleotides long. The record is from the annotation of a GenBank genome assembly. Lineage: Eukaryota; Viridiplantae; Streptophyta; Magnoliopsida; Malpighiales; Linaceae.
UCUGGAACCAAGACUGCCGUCAGUGUUCUUUUAUUUAUUUUUCCGUUUUCCUACUUAUUCGAAAAUACUUUUAAUUUUUUGUGGUUCGCCUCUAAUAAAUUGGAAAAGAAAACCGGUCAAUGGUCGGAGUAAGAGGCAGGGUAGGGAAUGCGACCAAAUUAAGCCAACAACGCCGCCGCCGCCGAGUCUCCGCUUUCCCUUCGUUUCUCAACCAACCUGCAGAUUGAAAUUCCUGCCUCCGAGGAAUCCCCGAUUCUUUCCCCUCUGUUUCCUUUCUGGGUUCCGAUCUAGCCAUUGAGAUCGGCAUUGGGUUGUCGCUCCGGCCGGCGAUAAAGGAAAGGAAGUAAGAGAAGAUGGAGAAUGGAGAUGAGACGAGGAAGGAGGAGACGCAGCAAGGAUCUUCCUAUAGGUAUUGGGUAAGGGAAGCCACGGCGGAUGCCACUCCCGUCCCUGUUCCUAAGAAGCUCUCUGCUCAAGACGUCGUCUCUUCUCAACCCAAGUCUACCGCCCUCGGCUCUGUCUGGAAUCGGGCAGGAACCUGGGAGGAGAAGAACCUUAAUAAAUGGUCGAGUGACAGGAUAAAGGAGCUACUUACAUCAGUGGGAACCUUGGACUUCACUGGUGGCAAAGCAGAAAUAAAAGCAGUUUCGAAAUGUUCAGGCGAUGCUUUCUUGGUUACUGUGAGGAACAAGAAGCGUGUAGGCUAUACUUAUGAAUUAACUUUAGACAUUAAAGGAGAAUGGACUAUCGAAGAGGAAACAAAGACAAUAAGAGGAUCCGUUGAUAUCCCAGAAUUCUCCUAUGGUGAGCUGGAUGAUUUGCAGUUCGAGGUCCGGCUGAGCGACACAAAAGACAUGUCGCAGCAGAAUAAGCAACGGAUCAGCAAAGACUUGAAGUCAUUUUUGGAGCCUGUGCGGGAGAAACUGCUCCAAUUCGAGCAGGAGCUGAAGGAUAGGUAGUGGGAGCAAAGCACCCCCAAGGAGUCACAUUUGUGACUGAAGUGUAUGAUUGUAUGCUGAGACCAUCCUUCAUUUCCCCUCCUGUUUCAACGGUGAUCACAAUAGACUUAUUUAUAGCAGUAGUCGUGUUAAGGGAUAAACUGUUUGGACACCACCUUGGCCACGAGACUCCGAAAGAGCUUUGAUGAACUUCGAUCGUGUGUGUGUUCUCUUUGUUUCAGUUAAUGGACAAUAGAGUAUUAUCCUGUGUUGUUUUUGUUAUAUGCUCUCUGGAAUUGCCUCUACUUCUUUCUUUUACCACGUUAGUCCGAGGGGCCAGAACUGACAAACUAGAGUCGCUUCUCAGGAUUGAACUUUCAUUUGAGAGCGGGGUGCUACUAGGCCACUAUCUU